AGUGAGCAAAACUCUAACCCUCACUGCGGUGCUUGGAGGCAGAGAAGGAAAAUGAGUUCAGCAAUGUCACCUUCUUCAUCAUUGGGCCUCUCAUGAUGUUUCUGAUGCAUUCCUAUGCCCAGAAGCGCUCUCGCUGGAUUUAUAUCACUUGGAUCCUCUUCAUGGUCAUAGGCCUCUUCUCCAUGUACUUCCACAUGACACUUAGCUUCCUGGGCCAGCUGCUGGACGAGAUUGCUAUCCUGUGGCUGUUGGCCAGUGGUUACUGCAUAUGGAUGCCUCGCUGCUACUUUCCCACUUUCCUAGGAAAGAAUAGGCCCCAGUUCACCUGUCUGGUCCUCAUCACCACUGUGGUCAGCACCUUCCUGUCCUUCCUGAGGCCCGUGAUCAACGCAUACGCUCUCAACAGCAUCGCUGUGCACAUCCUCUUCAUCGUGUUCCAGGAGUAUAAGAAGACCAGCAGUAAGGAGGUCCGGCACUUAAUGGAGGUCUCCGUAGUUUUGUGGGCGUUUGCACUGACCAGCUGGGUCAGUGACCGUGUGCUUUGCAGUUUCUGGCAGCAGAUCAACUUCUUUUACCUGCAUAGCAUCUGGCAUGUGGCCAUCAGCGUCACCUUUCCUUACGGCAUGGUUACCAUGGCCUUGGUGGACGCCAGGUAUGAGAUGCCAGGUCACACUCUCAAGCUCCGCUACUGGCCUCUGGACACGUGGCCCGUGGGGCUCCCCUACGUGGAACUCAAUGACGACAAGAAGUGCUGAUGUCUGCCGGCUUCUUGACGAGCCAGCCACCUGCCAACCCACCUGUGUCUUGAGGAAGGCGGCCUGGACCACGAGUCUGAGAGACACUCCUGGGUUUUUCCUCCAGCUCCCUUCCCCCUCCUUCUGGCCCUGCAUGGCCCCGCCCCAAGACGGGACUGCGUGACCCUUCUGCGAUGGGUCCACUGCUCCACCUGCCCUUAUUCUCUUUCAGUUCCUCCUUUGUGUCACUUUGUGAGGCUGGAUCACCACGAGCUGUGAUUACCUGGCAUCCACUGCGAAUGAUGUCGGGCCGGGACUUGGUCCCCGGGCUUCUCAUAAAUAGUGGUGGUCACUCCCAUACUCUCUGGGCCUGUCCUUGGCCAUGCAAUGUUCCUGGCGCCUGGGGGGGGGGCGGGUGUGCCAGAGCAGGUCCUGCACUCACACAUGUGCCCACAGACUCAUCGGGCUGUGUCACUGGUGGACAGUCGAGCAACAUAGAGGCCCAGACUGGGCAAUCUGGCUCUUUGGGCAUCAGGAGAGGAGCUGGGGUGGCCUAUCUGGGCUCUCAAAGUGAGGGGAGAAGAGCAGGGUGAUUUCCAUGGGGGUUAAGAGCACAGGGCUUGCUGGGGGGCUCAGUUGGUUAAGUGCCCAACUUUGGCUCAGGUCAUGAACU
This is a messenger RNA of Hyaena hyaena (striped hyena), 1407 nucleotides long. It is a transcript of the gene ACER1, whose product is annotated as alkaline ceramidase 1. Gene Ontology annotation, molecular function: hydrolase activity, acting on carbon-nitrogen (but not peptide) bonds, in linear amides. Gene Ontology annotation, biological process: ceramide metabolic process. The coding region runs from base 93 to 755 and encodes 220 amino acids. Gene Ontology annotation, cellular component: membrane. The transcript has 6 exons. The record is from RefSeq and is a predicted model, not a curated record. Lineage: Eukaryota; Metazoa; Chordata; Mammalia; Carnivora; Hyaenidae.